AUUAUUGAACCCGAAUGUGGUUCUACCAACUUUGGCCUUAAGUAGCUUUCUUGUCAAAAUCAUGGGGUCCAACUCCAAAUUUCUUUCCUUUGUAUCUACUUUAUACCAGUAAUUGCAUGUUUCCAAAUCAUGAAAAACAACAUGGAUGGAUAAUCAUUUCUGUCACUUUACCUGCUCUUCUUUCUUUAAAGUCAUCCCGUUUAAUAGUAUACAGUCUCGUAUAAUUGACAAAAAUAUAUCCCAAGUUACAUUGACUACUUGUAGCCCCAGCACCAACACAACCAACGCAAAUUCAGCUUCCAACACAACCACUUUCACUUAAAUGGUCAAAUUCCUGUUCAAAUAAAACUGAUAUCUGCAUUUGAGGCCUGAUCAUCCUCUUCCCAUCUCCGUUGAAAGAAAAAACCAUGAGAUCUAAGGCCCAAUUCACAUGCACCCUGAAGGUAGCACUUCUCAGCCUUGCGGUUCUCAUCCUCUUCAUCAUGCUAUUCCGGUCAUCAAUAUUCUCAGGGUCUCAGCAACUGACCUCACAGAGCAACACGCCAAUAGUUUCAGUUUCAGUUUCAGCAGAAGAAGAAUCUCAUCAGUCAACAGCAGCAGCAACAGAACCAUCAUGCCCUCCACUCCCCUUGACACCCACAUGCACCAAAGCCCCUCCAUCUUUAGCCAAUGCCUUGAUCCACUAUGCAACCACCAACAUCACCCCUCAACAGACCCUCCAUGAGAUCUCAGUAUCAUCAAAGGUUCUUCAGAAGAAAUCCCCAUGCAACUUCCUUGUGUUUGGCCUUGGUCAUGAUAGCCUCAUGUGGACAGCACUCAACUAUGGUGGCCGCACCGUUUUCCUUGAGGAAGAUAAGUCUUGGAUUGACCAAAUCCAACAGAAGCUACCAUCUUUGGAGUCUUACCAUGUGGUGUAUGACACCAAGGUUCACCAAGCUGAUGAGCUAAUGAGAAUUGGAAUGGAAGAGGAUUGCAAAAAGGUGACUGACCCAAGAUUUUCCAAGUGCCAAUUAGCCCACAAAGGGUUCCCAAGUGAAGUUUAUGACAUAGAUUGGGAUGUGAUCAUGGUUGAUGCACCCACAGGUUACUUUGAAGGAGCACCUGGGAGGAUGAGUGCAAUUUACACAGCUGGUUUGAUUGCUAGGAACAAAGAGCAUGGCGACACUGAUGUGUUUGUCCAUGAUGUGGAUAGGGAUGUGGAGGACAAGUUCUCAAAGGCUUUUCUCUGUGAAGGGUAUUUGAGGGAACAACAAGGAAGGAUCAGGCACUUCAACAUUCCUAGCCACAAGGCUCGUUCUGGUAGACCCUUUUGUCCAUGAGUAAAUAAAAUCCAUAAACACAUUUGUUCCCUUUCUCUCUCACCAUAGCCAUUUAUCAUCAAUUUAUUAAGUCAUUAUUAAGAAAAGUA
This is a messenger RNA of Abrus precatorius (Indian licorice), 1408 nucleotides long. Its product is annotated as glucuronoxylan 4-O-methyltransferase 3-like. Lineage: Eukaryota; Viridiplantae; Streptophyta; Magnoliopsida; Fabales; Fabaceae. The record is from RefSeq and is a predicted model, not a curated record. Gene Ontology annotation, molecular function: glucuronoxylan 4-O-methyltransferase activity. Gene Ontology annotation, biological process: xylan biosynthetic process. The transcript is spliced from 2 exons. The coding region runs from base 408 to 1319 and encodes 303 amino acids.